AAUAAAGCUACCAAUAAUGCAAUCAUUCUCAUUAUUGGCGUGGUCUGCUUUAUCUUUCUUUAUGUAUUAGAUUCCUUCCUAUCAAUAAAGCAGUCAAGAUUGACGCCCUUUACUCUUUAUGUAACUAUACCAGAGUUCUUGAACUUACACAUAACAAAGUUGAUCUCUUCACUCCUAACCCAAUUUUCUGAGGAUUGUCCCUUUGGUUACUUCAUUUCAUUUCCUCUAUUUCCUUCUUUCCCACAAGCAAAUCAUGUCAGUGAUUGGAGAGGCUGCUCUAUCAGCUUUCUUUGAGGUGCUGUUUGACAAGUUAAGCUCCUCUGAUUUGUUGAAGAUCUUUCAGCAAGAGCAAGUUCAUGCUGACCUCAAGAAGUGGAAGACAACGUUGCCGAAAAUCCGUGCAGUUCUGGAUGAUGCAGAGGAUAAGCAGAUGACAAGCAAGUUCGUGAAGAGCUGGCUGGAUGACCUGGAAGACUUGGCUUAUGAUGUGGACGACAUCUUGGACGAGUUUGCUACUGAAGCUUUGCGACGUAAGUUGAAUGCAGAAGAACCCAGCACAAGUAAGGUACGAAAGUUCAUCCCUGCUUGUUGUGUGGGUUUGAAUCCAAGUUCUAUCAUGUUUGAUGCCAAUAUGCGGUCCAAGAUUAAUGAAAUCAAUACAAGGUUGCAAGAAAUUGUGACACAGAAGAAUGAUCUGGAAUUGAGAGACUGUGCUGAAGGAAGGACUAGAACAAAAAGAUCAAGGGUGCCCACUACAUCUCUGGUGAAUGAAGUUCAUGUUUAUGGCAGGGAUGGAGAUAAAAAGGCGAUUGUCAAGUUGUUGCUGAGUGGUGAAUCGAGUGAUGCUCAACUCUCUGUGAUUCCCAUACUUGGUAUGGGAGGGUUGGGUAAGACGACUCUUGCCCAACUAGUCUACAAUGACGAUGAGGUGAGCCGUUAUUUUGAUUUGAAAGCAUGGGCUUGUGUUUCUGAAGAUUUUGACAUUAUAAGGGUGACUAAAGCAAUUCUACUAUCUGUCAUUUCUGAGCAUUGUGAUGCUAAUGAUUUAAAUUCAAUACAAGUCAAAUUGAAGGAGACAUUGUCUGGUAAGAAGUUUUUGCUCAUUUUGGAUGACGUUUGGAAUGAAAACUACGAUGACUGGACUAAGCUACGUAGUCCAUUUGAAUUUGGGGCUCCAGGAAGUAAGAUUAUUGUCACAACUCGGAAUUAUGGUGUUUCAUCAACAAUGGGAACUACCCCAGCUUAUGAGUUGAAAGAGUUGUCAAAUGAUGCUUGUUGGAAUUUAUUUACCCAACAUGCAUUGGGGGCAACAGAUUUUACUGCACAUCCAAAACUUGAAGAAAUUGGUAGAAAAAUCUUAGACAAGUGUAAGGGCUCACCUUUGGCAGCAAAAGUACUUGGAGGCCUUUUACGCACUAAACAUGAUCAUGACGAGUGGAAAGAUGUGUUAGAUAGCAAGAUUUGGGAUAUUCCAGAGGAGAAGAGCAGUAUUUUUUCAAUUCUUAAAUUAAGCUACCAAUAUCUCCCUUCACAUUCAAAGAGGUGCUUUGCUUAUUGUUCACUAUUCCCAAAAGAUUAUGAGUUUGAGGAGAAAGAAUUAGUUUUGCUAUGGAUCGCAGAAGGUUUUUUCCAAGAAACAAAAGGAAAUAAGCCAAUGGAAGAUCAGGGUGAUGAGUGUUUUCGUGAUCUACUUAGGAGAUCAUUUUUCCAACGAUCAAGCAACAAUGAAUCAGUCUUCGUCAUGCAUGAUCUUAUCAAUGAUUUAGCUCAAUGGGCAGCAAGAGGCUUGUGCUAUAGAUUGGAAAACAUAUUGGAUAAGCAAUUUGAGAUUUCUACAAAGGUACGUCAUUUCUCUUACAUUCGAAGUUAUUUUGAAGGCAUGAAAAAGUUUGAAGACUUCCCCAAAGAUAUGCAUUUACGGACCUUCCUACCGCUGCCAAUAAAUCACUCGGGCUACUUAACAAACUACAUUCCUAAUUGUUGGCUACCACAAUUAAGAUGCUUAAGGGUAUUAUCUUUAUGUGGAUAUGAAAUCGUUGAGCUACCAAGUUCAAUUGGUGAUUUGAAACAUCUAAGAUACUUAAACCUUUCUGAUACUAAGAUUACAAGUUUACCAGAAUCCACAACUUCUUUGUACAACCUGCAGACAUUGCUAUUGAAAGGUUGUUACCGCCUUAUAAAGUUACCAGAGAAAAUUGGGAAUCUACUCAAUCUUAGACAUCUUGAUAUUACUAAUGUGAAUUCAAUUGAAGAAAUGCCAGCAGGAAUAAAAGAAUUAAAGAGCCUACAAACAUUAUCUAAUUUUGUUGUGGGGAAAGAUACCGCAUCUAAGAUAGGAGACUUGAUGAACUUGGAGUCCCUUAGGGGAACACUUUGCAUUUCAAAUUUAGAGAAUGUACUUGAUGUUGAGGAUGCAAAAAGGGCCAAUUUACUUGGUAAGAAAAAUUUAGAUGCAUUAGUGAUGAAAUGGAAACCUGAGCUUGAUGAUUUACAAGUUGCAAGAUCUAGUCUAGAUAUUCUUGAGAUGCUACGACCUUGGACAAAGGUGAAAGAAAUUUCAAUUGAUGGCUAUGUUGGAGCGAAAUUUCCAACUUGGUUUGGACAUCCGUCAUUUUCUAAUAUGGUGCUUCUAAGGAUUGAGAGGUGCAGGAAAUGCACAUCCUUACCUGCAAUUGGACAAUUACCAUCCUUGAGAGACCUUGCCCUCGUAGGAUUGUCUGCAGUGGAAAUCAUUGGUCUUGAGUUUUAUGGGGAAGAUUGCCCAAAGCCUUUCCAAUCCUUAGAGACAUUUUGCUUUAAGGAUAUGCAAGAAUGGAAAGAUUGGAUUCCAUGCAAAGUUGAGUACGAAGAAUUCCCUUGCUUGCGUGAGCUUUCUAUUUCUCAAUGUCCUAAAUUGCAAGGAAAAUUGCCUCACCAUGUUCCAUUAUUGGAAAAAAUUUCUAUUAAUGGAUGUGAGCAAUUGGACGUUUCAAUUCCAAACUUCCCAAAGCUUCAUGCAUUAGAAAUUAAGGGAUGUAAAGGGGUGAUGAGCAGAAGUACAGAUGAGUUAUGCUUUCCAAAGUCAACUAUUCUUUCUAUUCCAUAUGUGAAAAGCUUGACGGAGGAGUUCAUGCAUGGGUUAGCUAAGGUAGAAAAUCUAGAGAUAGAUAAUUGUAAGGAGCUAACAUCUUUGUGACAGGAUGAAUCCCUUAUAACGCUGGAUAUAAGAGAUUGCUCAAGCCUUGUCAACAUCAGCUUUACAUCUACUUUAAGGACACUAAAUAUUGAUGGUUGUAGUGGUUUGGAAUCCUUGUCAAUCUCUAAUUGUACAUGUUUGGAAAAGGCAAGCAUUAAGAGAUGUAAUUCUUUGACGUUGAUUUCAAGAGGUCAGUUGCCUCAAAAUUUGAAAACGCUAAAUAUAAGUAGUUGUGAGAAUUUGCAGUUUUUGGUAGAUGAGGGAGAGGCUUCUUCUAAUUCUUCUUCUCUUCUUGAGGACUUAUAUAUUGGGGGCUGUCCAUCUCUAAAAUGCUUAUCAUCAAGUGGCGACCUACCUACCACGCUUAAACGCCUUCGGAUUUCGUCAUGCAUAGAGCUCGCAUCUUUAUCAUCAAAUAACGAGUUACCUAAAGCUCUUAAAUGCCUUUAUGUAUACAACUGUCCAAAGAUGGAGUCAAUAGCGAACAACUUACCCAACAAUGCGUCUCUUGAAUAUCUUGUAAUCAUAGACUCUGCAAAGUUGAAAUCCUUACCGGUGGGCCUACACAAACUCUGCCACCUCAAUCAGAUAUGGAUAAGGAAGUGCCCUAGUUUUGUUUCCUUCCCAGAUGGAGGGUUACUCCCCACCAGCUUGAGGGUUACCGGUGGGCCCAACUGCACGCCGAACCUCAAUUCUCUUGGUAUCGUCGAUUGUCCAAGCGUCAUAUACUUUCCAGAAGAGGGUUACCCCACCAGUCUAACAUCACUCUCAUUUGGCCGGGAGAAUAUCUGUAAGCAAGUAACUGUGUGGGGAUUGCACAGACUAACCUCUCUUACAUCACUCUCUAUUUAUGGUGGAAUUCCAGAUUGGCAGUCGUUUCCAGAUGAGCAAGAUGGGAAGCUGACGAUGACGCUUCCUUCCUCUCUUACCAAGCUAUCGAUUUGGAGCAUUCCAAAUAUAGUAAUUCUAUCUUCUUUGGGCUUUCAAAAUCUCUCUGCUCUUGAACUAUUGCACAUCGGAAAUUGCCCUAAACUCGCAUCCCUCCCAGAGAAGGGCCUACCUCCCUCGCUUCUGCAACUUCGUAUUUACGAGUGUCCAUUGCUGAAACAACACUGCAAGAAAGGCGGGCGAGAGUGGUCCAAGAUAGCCAACGUCCCUUGCGUUGAGAUUGAUGGGAGGUCUGUCUAUGAGGUGGAGGAGGAGCAGCCAUAAAAAAAUUGUAAAACAAAGAGCAAUAUUUACUCAUAAUAGUUACUCCUUCCUUCCAGUGUUGCAGCAGAGACUAGCUUUGGAACCACUAAACGUUAUAUUGGAAUUUCAAAACAUGGAGUGACUAGCUUCUGAACUGAUAAACCUUCUAUUGGAAUUUCAAAACGUGGAGGCUACAUAUCAUGUUCUGCGACCCGAUGAUCAGUGGAUGUGCACAAAAUGUCAUUUCAAACAAAUAUUGUGCCUUGCAUAGAUUAAUCAAAGCAUUGUCACCUGUGCUGCAAAUGGCAGCCACUCUUUGGGCUAUUUGGAAAGGCAGUGUUAUAGAGCCGUGCUUGAAGGAAAGUUUGGCUAUGCUUCUCAAGCUCUUAAUUAUUGCAAGCACAUGGUCACAAUCUGUCAAGAAGCAAUAGCUGGGAAUCAUUCCCUAACGUAGCUUUAAACCUCCAUUCUACAAUUGGAAACGAUUUGUUGAAUUUAAGAUCAGAUAGGGAACCGAAUUUCUGAUCAAUUCAUGGUGGCUGGUCCUCUUCUUGACCAGAACUUAAGGCUUUGUCUCUGACUCAGUAUCCAUGUUGAAGAGAAAAUGAAUUUCUUGAUGUGGUGAAUCUUGUUUGAUUUGCUGAAUACCACUAAUAGAUGAUAUUGCAAAUUGAAGCCACCCUACUAGCAAAGUUGCAGAAUCAAUCAGAACCUUCUUAGACCAAUGAAAUUUAUUGGUUCUCCAAUGGUUAAGAAGAAGGGCUGGUUCAACAUAUUGAAGAGGUUCUUUAUAAGGGAGACAAACUCAAAACAAGAAACGGUAAAGAAAUUUGCUUAUUUGUUCAGUUUUGGUCUUUGAUUCUGCUCCUCACUGCUAGAACGAUUAUCUGGAAAGGAGAAGGAAAUGGAUUUUUGGAGGGCUUAAAAUCAAAAGGUUAUCCUCGCUCACUGCACCAUCAUCAUUAAAUGAAAGAAGUCUAGGUGAGGCUGAGGAAGAGCUGAGCAAGCAUGCUCUUGCUGUAGCCCAUGCUGCCACUGCUGCUGCUGAAGCAGCUGUUACAACUGCUCUAGUUGAUGCUGAGAUUGUCCAGUUCACCAGCACCCCUCAAUAUAACCAUCAAUGUGUAAAUGAAUUGGAAGUGUUUUCAGUCAUUAGAGUACAAGGUGAAGCCCCUCAGUGCAACUAUCAAUGCAUGAGAGAGAAAUCCAUGAAUUUGCUGCCACCAGAAUUUAGUCUGCCUUUAGGGGUUUACCUUGUGAGUUUAAAGAAGGAGGAGGAGCAGCAAUAAUUGUGCAAAACAUAGAGGAAAAAAGUUCAGAUAUUUACUCCUUCCAGAGACUAGCUUCUGAUUUGAUAAAGCUUCUAUUGGAAUUUCAAAACGUGGAGGCUACAUAUUGUGUUCUGCAACACGAUGAUCACUGGAUGUGCACAAAAUGUCAUUUCAAACAAAUAUUGUGUCUUGCAUAGAUUGAUCAAAGCAUUGUCACCUGUGCUGCAAAUGGCAGUAUUGUAGAGCCAUGCUUGAAGGAAAGGCUAUCAAUGCUUCUCAAGCUCUUAAUUUCUGCAAGCACAUGGCCACAUUCUUUCAAGAAGCAAUGGCUGGGAAUCAUUCCCUAAAUGCUUUAAACCUCCUGUCUAAAAUUGGAAAUGAUUUGUUGAAUUUAAGAUCAAAUAGGGAACCAAAUUUUGGAUUUUAGUUGAAGUUAGUAAAAAAAGGUAGAGUUGCGUGCAAGGUGUAAGCUGUAUUUGCAAUGAUCAAAUGAGGAACCAAAUUGUGGUACACUGUUUUAGUUUGUUGGCUAAAAAGAAAUCCAUAGUACUUCCUCAGGCAAGUCGUGAAAGCUCAACCCAUGCACUUAUUAAAGGUGUGGUAGCUGCAGUUAUAACUACUAGCAGAGCUGAGGUUUGCAGCCUUUGUUGUGCACCACCAAGUUUGGAGAUUUGAGCAGUUAAGUAAGAAAUUUCUGUGCUGCAUUCAUGAUUUUCUAAACUCUGGGUUGAACAAAUCCCUGGCAAAUCCUUCAAAUGCUUGUUAGCUUGCCAAUUCUACAGCUUCCUCUUUUACGUAGACUGUUCCUCUUCUUGACCAGAAUUUAAGGCUUUCUUCCUGAAUCAAUAUCCAUAUUGAAGAGAAAUAAAUUUCUUGACAUGGUGAAUCUUGUUUGCUUUGCUGAAUACCACUAUUAGGUGAUUUUGCAGAUUGUUAAGAAAUUUUUAAAUUUCAUUCUCAUUCUACAAAGUACUACUGUACAAUUGCCAUAGCAUUAAUUUCAUGGAAAUUUGGGCAACUCGACAAUUGCUUCUGCAAAAUGGUUUUGAGGUUCAGCCUUAUUCUACUUAUUAUCCACUUCUCAAAUCUUACAUGGAGUAAAAGUUUACAAGUCAAUUGUCAAUUAGUUCACUGACUAAUCUGCUCCAUUACUAGUAAAUAGUAUUCUGUAUUGGUAUUGGUCUUUUAACUUCUUUAUCUGAACUGAUGCAUGUAUGUAGUACCAGAAGCCACCCUACCAGCAAAGAUGCAGAAUCAAUCAGAACCUUCUUAGAUCAAUGUAAUUUAUUGGUUCUCCAAUGGCUAAGAAGAAGAGCUGGUUCAACAUAGUAAGAGGUUCUUUAUAAGAGAGACAAACUCAAAACAAGAAAUGGAUAGGAGAAGGAAAUGGAUUUUUGGAGGGCUCAAGAUCAAAAGGUUAGCCUCACUCACUGCACCAUCAUCAUUAAAUGAAAGAAAUCUAGGUGAGGCUGAGGAAGAGCAGAUCAAGCAUGCUCUUGCUGUGGCCCAUGCCACCAUUGCUGCUGCUGAAGCAGCUGUUACAACUGCUCUAGUUGCUGUUGAGAUUGUCUGGUUCACCAGCACCCCUCAAUAUAACCAUCAAUGUGUAAAUGAAGUGGAAGGUUCAGUCAUUAGAGUUCAAGGUGAAGCCCCUCAGUCCAACUAUCAAUGCGUGAGAGAAUGCUGCCAUUAGAAUUCAGUCUGCCUUUUGAGGUUACCUUUUGUGUUUAAUGAAGGCAAGGAAAGCUUUGCGGGGAAAAGGAAUUAUGAGGCAGAGCUGUAAGAUGCCAAACCAUAACUACCCUAAGGCUCUUGCAGUCCAUUGUAAUUAUUCAGUCACAAGGCUGCACAAGAAUAUUUGGAAUGGUGGAAGGCACUUGGAAUUAUGUUGGAAGUGAACAAUCGCAGAAUUGGAAAGACAAGAUGACAAGGAUAGACACAAACAAACAAAGAAGUUGGGAUGACAGUGUAUUUUCAAAGGAAGAGGCAGAUGCAUUUUUUGAGCGGGAAAGAGGCCAUGCUUAAGAGAGAACGGAUAAAGGAAUGGUGGUUUAUCCAUCUGAAGUCAGCUGAUAUGGAUUGAAACAUAGUAAAUGGAAGAUGGAGGCACUGGUUGGACCAACGGGUAGAUACACAAAUUACCCUAAGAAGAGAACUUGAAGAUUUGGACUCGGCUCUGACUUCAAACCCAAGACAAAGAGAUGACUAUGAAAGGAGGCAACUUAAGCUAGGAAAUGUUAAGUGACCGAGUAAGUUGGAAGGAUUGGAUUCUCCAACAUUUGCUCAUUGGGAGGCAAUGCUCAUUGGGAGAUCAUAAUUCUUUCCAACUUACAUGAAUGCAACUGAAUCUGCAAAGGCAAAAGCAAGAUCAAUGAGCUCGCCAAAAAUUAAGGCCUAGGAAUCUCAAUACAUGCUCUGAAAGAUAUUCACCAUAUAAAAGAAUAAACUCAAAUCCUCUACUACUACUGAAGUGGCAAGUGGUGGUAGGAUUGGCAAGACUAGUGAUUUCUAGCAAAGAUCUCCAGGUCCUACAAAGUACAAAAUCCAGUUGGAAGGAAAAGGAUCUCAGCUUCAACUUAGAGUGCUCAUUGCAGAUUUUGGAUAGACAUGGCUUCAGAUGAUUUCAAAGUGUCAGGUUGGAGUGGAGAACAUAGUCUGUAAUUUAAUCUAGUUUGAAUAGUUAAACAAUGGGAUGCUAUUUCACCUCAUCAUCAAAUGAGUAGCUCACUGUAAUGCAUUGUAAUUCUACUCUACUCCCCUAAGUGUAUUGAGUUUUGGUUGUAUGA
This is a messenger RNA of Quercus lobata, 8423 nucleotides long. RefSeq names its product putative disease resistance RPP13-like protein 1. The coding region runs from base 254 to 3175 and encodes 973 amino acids. The record is from RefSeq and is a predicted model, not a curated record. The transcript has 14 exons. Gene Ontology annotation, molecular function: protein binding; ADP binding. Lineage: Eukaryota; Viridiplantae; Streptophyta; Magnoliopsida; Fagales; Fagaceae.